AUGAUGAUCAAAGUUAUGGGACCUCAUGAGACCAAAGAGGAUGAGUGGGUGGUACGAGAAGGGAAGAGAGGAAAGAACAGAACCAACCCAGGGGAACUCCUAGAUGAAGGGAUCCCAGUCACGGCCCGACUCCUCCACUCAAUGCUCGACUCCCCUGGAGGGGAAUCGAUCUCCUGUUCUCCGAUGGAUGCCUCAGAGGCAGGUCGAGCCCCGGUGCCAAGCACCAGACGUCGGAAACGCACCACAUUCAGCAAGGGCCAGCUGCUCGAGCUGGAGAGGGUGUUUGCAGCUCGGCCUUACCCAGACAUCAGUACCCGAGAGCGGUUGGCAAGGCUCACCCGUCUUCCUGAGGCCAAGAUCCAGGUUUGGUUUCAGAACCGCCGGGCCCGAAGAAUCAAGAGCAGGAAGCCAGAAGGGUUGAGUGCCUGGACCAAAGACCCCUGGGGAACUCUCCCUCCGGGCAAUAACCCUCUGCAUCCCCAGGACCCUGAGAGCUGGGGACACUCCUCACCACACGACAGUGACCCCAACCCAGGCUGGCUGCCCUUCUGUCCCACUCCUGGCCUGGCCCCAGGGCACAGUGGUAUUAGGGUCAAGGUAUUGGGCCCUGGAGGGGUAGGUCCACCUGGGGGGGCGUCCAAGCCUCCAGGGCCACUCCACCGAUGGGAACGGGGUGCCACCCAGACCUCUCUGGGAAGCCUCUCUGACCUUAUCUAUAACGCAGCCAUUGUCACCAACUUGGAUGAUGCCUAA
Messenger RNA from Phascolarctos cinereus (koala), 753 nucleotides. RefSeq names its product SEBOX homeobox (gene SEBOX). Lineage: Eukaryota; Metazoa; Chordata; Mammalia; Diprotodontia; Phascolarctidae. The record is from RefSeq and is a predicted model, not a curated record. Gene Ontology annotation, molecular function: DNA binding.